GAUGAGGAGUGGAGGGUGGGUUUAAGCCGAAACAAAAAACCAGUGCGGCGGCGGCGGAGAGCAACUACAAGAGCGUGAAUGGGAGAAGACAAAGCAGAGAUGGUGACUCCGGGAGAAGUGCUAGGCAGAAGCUCCGACGUCAAACCCGGAAGAGGAGCAUACACCGCCGCUCACAACAAAACCGUCUACGCCUCCUUAACCGGCUUCCGCCGCACCACGCCUCCCGAACCGGACUCUCCUGACCAGAGACCCACUGUUGAAGUUACUGGUCACAAGGCUCAUGGUCCUGUUCCUCAACCUGGAUCUGUUGUCAUUGCACGGGUCACCAAAGUGAUGGCUAGGUCAGCUUCAGCUGAUAUCAUGUGUGUUGGACCAAAGUCUGUUCGAGAAAAGUUUACUGGCAUCAUCAGGCAGCAAGAUGUUAGAGCAACUGAGAUUGAUAAAGUAGAGAUGCACUUAUCUUUUCGUCCUGGUGACAUCGUUAAAGCUCUUGUGCUUUCGCUUGGAGAUGCACGGGCGUACUUUCUGUCUACUGCAAAGAAUGAACUUGGUGUUGUUUCUGCAGAAAGCACUGCUGGUGCAACUAUGGUUCCUAUAAGUUGGACAGAGAUGCAGUGCCCAUUAACUGGUCAAAUUGAACAAAGAAAGGUUGCAAAGGUUGCAAGACACCGAGUGUUGCAUAGCUCCAAUUCAACAAUGGCUUCAGCUUCGCUUCAUCUCCUUCCAUCUCUCUCCAGACUCUGUUAUUCAAUAGCCCCUCUUUCCCAUCAUCACACUCACCAAUUCUCUUCCAUAACCUCACUCAGAUUCUCCACGUUCUCUUCUUCUAGCAGUACCAUUUCUCUCCCCAAACCUCUCACUGUGUGUUUCGCUCUCACAGAGCCCAAUUCACCCAAAUCCCUAGACCCUGAUCCUCAAUCUCUUCUACAAGAAAUUGCUGACAGUUUUGAUCUUCCUUCUGAUUACUUUUCACAGUUUCCCAGUGAUCUUCGAUUAGACUUAAAUGACGCGGCGUUCGACCUUUCCAAUGGACCUGUCUUGGAUGAGUGUGGCCAAGAGCUGGGACAGACAUUGCUAAACCUCUCUCGAGCGUGGGAACUUGCCGAUACAUCAACCUCUCACUCAUUAGUGGCGAAGCUUCCUUUGUUGGAGGCUAAUUUGACAGGCACUGCCAAAUCAGCCCUUGGCAAGCGUUUGGUAUCUGCUGGAAGAAGAUUUCAAUCAAUGGGGCAGUAUGGCCAAGGUGAGCCACAAAAGAUUGCAAAAGCAAUGAUUGCAGCUGGGAGAGUUCUAUCUGCCAGUUCAACAUCUGCAGUAAUAGAUGAACAACCCAAAGAGGAAACCAGAAUGCUGAAGUUUGGAGAUUUGCAGGUUGAAGUAACACUGGAAAAAGCCAUUAUUGGGGCUGUAAUUGGAACUAUUUUUGGGGUUCUUUCAUGGGAAAUAGCUCAAGGAAUUCAAAGCGUUCCUGAGAGUUCUUCGCAGUAUGCAAAUGACAGUGCCUUUGCACUUGCUAAGUCUUUAAGGGGAGCAUUGAUUUCCCUUUUCUACGCCUCCACGCUCUUGUCUGCAUCUACAUCGGUGGGACUUGUUCUACUUGCAAUACAACUCAAACACAACAUGGCUUCUCUCUCUUGCUCAGCCACAGACCUCGCUCCACUCUUAACCGCCACAACCAACGCAACCGCAACCGCCGCCGCCACCUACCUCUGCAACCAGCUCGAUACAAUCUCCAGGAAGCUCAGCGACACCACCUAUGCCGUUGACAACACCUACCUCCUCUUCUCAGCUUAUCUAGUCUUCGCCAUGCAGCUCGGUUUUGCCAUGCUCUGCGCCGGCUCCGUCCGAGCCAAAAACACCAUGAACAUCAUGCUAACCAAUGUUCUUGAUGCAGCAGCCGGCGGCCUAUCCUACUACCUCUUCGGCUUCGCGUUCGCCUUCGGAGCCCCCUCCAACGGCUUCAUCGGCCGCCACUUCUUCGGCCUCAAACACUACCCUUCGCCCACCUACGACUACAGCUUCUUCCUCUACCAGUGGGCCUUCGCCAUCGCCGCUGCCGGAAUCACCAGCGGCUCCAUCGCCGAGAGGACACAAUUCGUCGCCUACCUCAUCUACUCCUCUUUCCUAACCGGCUUUGUCUACCCGGUCGUCUCGCACUGGCUCUGGUCCUCGGACGGCUGGGCCAGCCCCACCCGCACCACUGGCAGCUUACUAUUCGGAUCCGGCGCGAUUGAUUUCGCUGGAUCCGGAGUAGUCCACAUGGUCGGUGGCAUAGCAGGACUAUGGGGCGCGUUCAUCGAAGGCCCUAGAAUCGGCCGGUUCGACCGAACCGGCCGAUCCGUAGCCUUACGUGGACACAGUGCGUCCCUAGUUGUCCUCGGUUCGUUUCUACUAUGGUUCGGUUGGUACGGGUUCAACCCCGGUUCAUUUCUCACCAUAGCAAAAGCCUACGGUAACAACGGCGAAAACGGUAAUUACUACGGUCAGUGGAGCGCGAUAGGGAGAACAGCGGUCACAACCACAUUGGCUGGAUGCACUGCGGCACUCACCACGCUUUUCAGCAAACGGUUAUUGGAGGGCCACUGGAAAGUGCUUGACGUGUGUAACGGCCUGCUCGGCGGUUUCGCCGCCAUCACCUCCGGUUGCUCCGUCGUCGAGCCGUGGCCGGCGAUUGUCUGCGGUUUUGUGGCAGCGUGGGUGCUGAUCGGGCUCAAUUUGGUUGCGGCGAAAAUGAAGUACGACGAUCCUCUGGAGGCGGCGCAGCUUCACGGCGGGUGCGGCGCGUGGGGGGUUUUAUUCACGGGGCUGUUUGCGAAGGGGGAGUACGUGGCGGAGGUUUACGGCAGCGCUGGGAGGCCGUACGGGUUGUUAAUGGGUGGCGGAGGGAAGUUGCUGGCGGCGCAGGUGAUUGAGAUAUUGGUGGUGUGUGGGUGGGUUACGGCGACGAUGGGGCCGUUGUUCUAUGGGCUUCAUAAGAUGAAACUUUUGAGGAUUUCUGAAGAUGAUGAGACUGCGGGGAUGGAUUUGACGAGGCAUGGUGGGUUUGCUUAUGCUUACCAUGAUGAAGAUGAUGUGUCCACCAAGAGAGGGGUCAUGAUGAGUAGGAUUGGGCCUGGUAGUAGUUCUCCCUCCACCAUGAACACGCCGGCGGCGAGCGCCGCCGCCAAUGACUGUUGACGCCGGUUGCUGCUUCUUGAACAUGGGUGCAUAUAUGGUAGGGGUGAAUAUUCUAUGGGAAAUUAUUAAUUUUGUGAUAGAGAAAUAGGUAUUGAAUUUGUCUUUUGCUUGAUUUGUUGAUGUAAAAGAAAGUUAUUAUGAGAAUGCAUGGGGUGAAUGGUGAUGAAGUGAUGUACAAGUGUAUAUGAUCUCAUGGUAGGUGAUGUGCAGUAAAUAAUAUUUUUAUAGGUUUGUGGUUUGGGUUUUGUUUUGAAGUUUGAAAUGAGGGUGUACUCCCUACAAUUGUAAGAAAUUAGUGUCCUCCCAUUCUAUGUUAUUGAAUGUUUUUUUUAUAGGCA
Messenger RNA from Lotus japonicus, 3515 nucleotides. RefSeq lists its product as uncharacterized. The record is from RefSeq and is a predicted model, not a curated record. Gene Ontology annotation, molecular function: ammonium channel activity; RNA binding. Gene Ontology annotation, biological process: ammonium transmembrane transport; ammonium homeostasis. Bases 79 to 3177 code for a protein of 1032 amino acids. Gene Ontology annotation, cellular component: membrane; exosome (RNase complex). The transcript is spliced from 16 exons. NCBI's taxonomy places the organism in Eukaryota, Viridiplantae, Streptophyta, Magnoliopsida, Fabales, Fabaceae.